AUGCCACGUAAGCUACGUAAGAAUAUACGUAAGAGGAAGAGAGCAUUGAAACAUCCAAUAGUAAGACUGACACCACAACAACAGUUGCAACAACAAAUGCUGAAUGACCCCACUAUGUUGCAACAAAUGUCAAGCAAUCCUAUGCUUUUAAACCGAGUCAUUGGUGCACAGAGUGGAGGUUUAAGAGCGGCACUUUUAGCGAAAAUGGCAGGCUAUGGUGGAGCUGCAGACGGAACAGCCUAUAACCCUCAAAGUCAAAUGAAUUUGAGUUCACUCAAAAAUCAAAUAACAGAUGUCAAAAAGUCAAACAUAGACAUACAGAAGCAAAUAAGUGAAAACGAAAAGAAACUAGAAUAUGACAGACACACAAAGAAACUCAAUGAGUUAAACGUAGAGAAAAAGAAGAAAGAAGAACAACUGAAAGAACUAAGUACAGAGCAAUAUGCGAAAAAAGUGUCAGAAAAAGCAACAGAAGUAGCAAAAAUGGAACAAGAUGUCAUAAAUUUGAAAAACCAUACUACUCAAUAUAAAGUACUGAAAGAUGAAGAGAUAAAACAAAAAGCCCUGAAGACAUAUAUGGAAAGCGAUGAGUAUAAAAAAGAAGUUGAAGCAAAUGUAAAGGCAGAAAAACUUUUACAGUUGCAAAACCAAACCGUACAGUAUGAAAACUUAGCACAAGAAAGUAAAAAUAACGACGCAGCCAUGCAAAAGGCAAUGAAAAGCGCAGAAUAUAUAAAAGCUAACAAUGACUGGUUAGAUGCCCAAG
This is a messenger RNA of Trichomonas vaginalis G3, 766 nucleotides long. Its product is annotated as protein of unknown function, DUF4106 family. The annotation marks the transcript as partial. Lineage: Eukaryota; Parabasalia; Trichomonadida; Trichomonadidae. The record is from RefSeq and is a predicted model, not a curated record. The transcript has a single exon.